Anopheles nili is the source of this 1512-nucleotide messenger RNA. Its product is annotated as 5-methylcytosine rRNA methyltransferase NSUN4. NCBI's taxonomy places the organism in Eukaryota, Metazoa, Arthropoda, Insecta, Diptera, Culicidae. Gene Ontology annotation, molecular function: methyltransferase activity. The transcript is spliced from 3 exons. Gene Ontology annotation, cellular component: mitochondrial large ribosomal subunit. The record is from RefSeq and is a predicted model, not a curated record. Gene Ontology annotation, biological process: rRNA methylation. Bases 1 to 1512 code for a protein of 503 amino acids.
AUGCUGCGGACAACGUGCCGGCUUCCAUUUAUUCCACGACGAUUUCGUCAUGCAAAAACUCACUGGUCCGAGUUGAAGAGGAAACAAUUCCCAAAGGACCGUGCUCUUAUCAGCUUCGACGACUUCUACAGCUCCGUGUUCGGUGCACGAUGGAAAAGCCUACGAAUUGCGCUACUUUGCGAGCAUAAGUACAUCGCUGUAGUGAACCAGUUCGGAGAUACUGAGGAAACCAUACAGAAGCUUCAGGCCGAUGGUGCUAUCAAUUUGCGUGACAUUUAUCAUGCCCAAAAAACUGCGCUUACAAACGAGGAUCAACAAUUAUUUGCUGGCGGAAAAGUUUUCAAGCUAGAGGAUCGCGUCGCGGCAUUCUACUCUAACCAACAGCAGACGGAAACGGAAACUCUGUACCGGGCUGAUCCCAGCGCAGCUCCCAUUACACUCGAUUCAGGUGAUGAUCCAACGACAAGAGGAAUUGAAUCUAAAGCAACCGAAAAAGCAGUAGAUUUCAAAAAAUCAUUGGAUAAAAGCUUGAAGGAUGAUUCCGAGAUCGACUAUCAGCGGCUUGUUGAUCCGACCGUGGGUUCAGCUGCGGCUCUGCACGAAUUCGUUCCAGCGACGAAGUUAAAGGGAAUGGAGGAUUACGUGUUCGAAUCGGAACACUAUAAAUACUAUAGUAAUACUACAGAUUUUCCGCUGAAUAUCGUAAUGGAGGAUUCUUUCAGCAUACCGGAAACCCUUAACCUUUACACAUACGAACGUGGCAACGUUUCUACCUUCCAAAGUCCCCGCAAGUGUUCUACGGGGGUGCUGUCGCAUUUCCUAUUUGAUGGUGCAUCGUGUUUGCCUCCGCUUGCUCUGGAUGUGCAACCAGGUGAACGGGUUCUAGACGCGUGUGCGGCGCCUGGUGGUAAAUCCCUGCUGCUCAUGCAAACCCUGCUCCCCGGUACGAUGGUUAUGAAUGAUCAGCAAGAGAGCCGCUGCAAUCGCAUUCACCGGUUGAUGCGCCAGUAUUUAUACGAUUUCGAUAAGAAAUGGAAACAGAAACAGUGCUUUAUCACCCAGUCCGAUGCCCGCAACCUGCAAGAAUAUUCCAUGUACGACAGAGUACUGGUGGACGUUCCAUGUACCAACGAUCGCCACUCGGUGAUGGAGAACGAUAAUAAUAUUUUCAAACCUUCGCGCGUUAAGGAGCGCUUACGCAUACCCGAGCUUCAGGCGGGUAUUUUGAGCAACUGUUUGAAGCUAUUACGACCCGGCGGUACAUUGGUGUAUUCGACGUGCAGUCUAAGCCCGGUGCAGAACGACGGAGUCGUGCAUAUGGCUCUAAGUAAUGUGUUUAAUGAAAUGGGCUUAACAGUUACGAUAAAAGACCUCAGCUUAAUGUUGAAACCGUUGGAGGACAUCUUCAAGUUCGCUAAUCCUGCCACAUUAAAAUACGGCCAGCUUGUUCUUCCAUUCUUGCCGGUCAAUUUCGGACCAAUGUAUAUAUGCAAAAUGGUUCGCAAUGAGUAG